Molecule: messenger RNA, 2766 nt
Organism: Pygocentrus nattereri (red-bellied piranha)
Lineage: Eukaryota; Metazoa; Chordata; Actinopteri; Characiformes; Serrasalmidae
Gene: mcph1
Product: microcephalin 1
Exons: 15
Coding region: 267-2597 (776 amino acids)
Biological process (GO): mitotic cell cycle
Source: RefSeq, a predicted model, not a curated record
GAAAUGCGAACUGUACCGCGAAAAUAUUCUUCAUGAAGUUUAAUGAUAAAGUAGCUCUGAGCUCUUUGACAGCAGUUGCUGUCAUUUUUUAUCUGCAUUUCCAGCAGUCAUGGUCUUUGGACGGAGCUGUGUGGUCAUAUUUAGGUGAUUUGGCUACGCUGGAGAUUUAGCGGUGGCAAAAGGACCCACACAAACGGCUAAUCCGGCUAACUGCUGUUUACCGAGGGUUCUGAGACAGCCGUCCUCAAAGGCUCCUCUACUCAACCAUGACAACAAAAGGAAUUUCUGCAGCAGUCCUUAAAGAUGUUGUGGCAUAUGUUGAUGUGUGGUCUGCAAGCAAGACAGAGAAUUACUCUGACCCCUUUAUUCAGCAGCUUCAGGACAUGGGUGCUCAGGUAUCUAAAACGUUCAACAAACAAGUCACCCAUGUAGUGUUCAAACAUGGCCAUCAGUCCACAUGGAAUAAAGCGAAGAGACUGGGUGUGAAGACCGUGUCUGUCUGCUGGGUGGCCAGGUGCAAAGAAAACGCAGAGCAUGUCGAUGAGGGCCUUUACCCUGCUCAACAUGAGGAAUCGACUCUCAGUCAGUUGAAAAAAAGAACGCAUCGAUGCAUGCAGCCAAGGGACGCUCCUUUGAGCACCCCUAAGCGGCUGAAAAGAAAGUUGGACAAAAUGAUGGAAGGCCUGGUUCGAUCAUCCCCCAUAGUUUCAGAUACGUCUCCGUUCAUUAUUGAUGAGGAGAACGGAAUAGUGUACAGUCCAUCAUCAAGAAGGGCUGACACCAUGGCUCAGCGUCUGAGGGAAAUGAGAGCACAGCGUGAAAAUCUCUCGCCCACUGCUUCACAGGUUCAAGAAUCAGAACUGGAAGACUCCCCGAAACCCUCUCUUGGAAAGACUCCCACAGAUCUCUCCAAACAGCUACUGGAGGAAGAAGAAGCGCCUGAUUUGUUAGACACGCGCCGGCGCUCCAGCAGUGAUGAAGUGGAUAAAGAAUACUUUGACCUUCCGUUAACAAAGACAACAUCCAAAAGAUGUGUUAAGAAGGCAUCUUCUCACUCAGAUAUCACAUUUAACUCUUCAAGUAAAGAGCCUAAUAAAGCCUCAGUACCACCACAAAGUAAAAAAACAAGGGCAUCAUGCUCUGGACUGACAAAGCAGUCCUCCUUAGAUUGUUUUGUUCAUAAAACAUCAAAGAAUUCACCCUCACUUCCUAAACCUGCAGAUGGAGCAAUUGAAAAACCUAGAAGGUCAUCAUGUAAUAGUAAGAAAUCUAUAAGCAGUUCACCUCUUAGCAGUAUGGAAUCUGGAAUAGUCCAGGUUCCAGUAUGCUUGAAAGAGACAAAAGCUCAUUUGAAUGUAGCUCACUCUAGAAGACCUUCUGUGGGCACUUCUCUUCCGAAGCGCAAUUGUUCAGCUCAACCUAAAGACCUGACCACUCCAAAAACUGCCCAAAAAGUGUCUUCAAAAAAAAAGCCAGCGCCUGUGGUGACCAGCUUUGAGACUAACCCUAGUGGUGGUGAUGAUAGUGAUGAUGAUGAUGAUGAUUGUGUGUUUGAGGACUAUUUCUCUUCAGCCAAGAACACACCAGGGCGCAGGGUCGUCUUGGUAGACUCGUCUUCUAAAGCGGUGAAUUUACCCACCUUUGACCUUGAGCCUCUAAACCAAAAUAGGCGCAAAAGUAUUCCUCAGGAGACCUGCACUGGAAACACAAGGCAAAAGGUUUUCAGUCGCAAAGACAAAUCAGAGGCAUCAAGCUCAAGAAGAGGGUCCGUUAAAGCAUCUGAUGAAGUGAUCACAAAGACAUCUGGUUCAGCACGUGAGUCCAAAAUAUCUGCAGUACCCGUGGUGUCCAGAUGUGAGGAGAUGAAACAGGAGCCUCCUGCCAAGAGACAGAAGAGGAGAAACCAGCAGAACUCAGUUACUUCUUCAGAAAGCAAAGACAGUAAAAGCACCUCAGAUGGGCUCACUGACAGCUGUUCUGAAAUGUGUAGCAAACAAGGGCUUAUGAAAACGGACAGAUACAUGAAGAAAAAUAGAACAUUAGUGAUGACUAGCAUGCCUACUGAGAAGCAGCAAACAGUGCUCCAAGUGGUCAACAGUUUGGGUGGCUUCACUGUGGUGGAUACAGUAUGUGAGAGUACCACGCAUGUGGUGUCGGGCAGCCCGCGACGUACCCUCAACGUUCUGCUAGGCAUUGCUCGAGGCUGUUGGAUUCUGUCCUUUGAAUGGAUCUUAUGGUGUCUAGAGCACAGACAGUGGAUUCCAGAAGAGCCUUAUGAGCUAUCUGAUCACUUUCCUGCUGCACCGAUUUGCCGACUGCAGCAGCAUCUAUCAGCUGGGGAGCACCAGCAGGACCUGUUCCAGGAUCAGCCGCUUAUGUUUGUGUCUCCACUCUCCCAGCCGCCCUGCCGCAGCCUGGUGGAGCUCAUUCAGCUGUGCGGGGGAAGCGUGUGCCGGAGUAUUCGGCAGGCUGGCCUCUGCAUCGGGCAGUACAAGGGCAAAAAACCUGAGGGGACCAAGUGUCUCUCAGAACAAUGGAUUUUAGAUUGUGUGACCCAUCUUGUGCUACUUCCAUAUGACAACUACAUUUUGGAGUGAUGUGACCAUCGCCUGUGGAUCAGACUGUGAUACUGUGACAGUUUUAUCUCAGUAAUAUGUUCUCAGCUCAUUUUUAGGUUUGACGUUUUUGUGUUUGUAUGUUUUAGGACAUUUGUGUUAAGUUGGUGUGUUACUGCGUAAGGCAUUGUGAAAUAAAACCACAAAAUAA